AGUGAUUAGUAGUGGCUUGCAUGACAUGUCAGUGGCAAGAGCCAGCAGGAGUUCAGUCAGUACGGAGUACUGUAAUCAUAAAGCUGGUAGAGACACCUGAGGCAACUUCUCAUCAUUGCCGGUAUCUUAUCUCCUCUCGAUGGUUGUUUAAAGUAGCCGAAGAGCGACCAGGGGAUUAUAUGCCUUAGGCAUCAACACCGAAGGGCCCGAUCGGGUGAUCCAGAAAAGGUCACGACAGGCUUUGGCGGGGCUGAGCUUCAUCCCACUCGUGCAUGGUCAGCAUUGAACUUCCUACUCUGUCACGAUACCCUUAUUUGUAUUUUUGCAUAGCUGCCCUUCGCGUUCAUUCAGCAUCUUGGUUCUCGACAUUCUUCUAGAAUCAUUCAUAGAGUUUCAGUUGGACCAGCGCUCCCACGUUUUCCAGGAUGGAGGAGCUACAAGCUAAACACCGCAAGGAACAAAAAGAUCUCCAGGCUCGAAUCACUCAGAAGAAGAAGUCCGCCACGAAGAAGACUCGCAAAGGAGUUAACGAUGAUUGCGAGAGGCUCCAAAGAGAGCUCUCUGAGCGGCAACAAGCCGAGAUCGCGCAACUAAACGGCGAAUCAGACCAGCCUGUGGAUGGCAUCGAAGACCUCAGUUUGAACGAAUCAAGCGAAGGGGACCGAAACACUGAUGAGGCUGGUGACUCGCCCGAUCAGCAAAAUGCAGAUACCCCGUCGGAGACAACGACAUCAUCGCCUCAAAGCUCUACCCCCGCUACCCCGCAGCCCUCCGGUCCUCGUCCCAAGAAGCCCAAUCGUCAGAAGGCCAGAUUGGCACGUCGUGCCGCGGAACAAGCAGCGCAAUCGGCGAUUGCUGCGGAGGAGGCUGCAAACCAGACCGAUCAUCGUGGAAAUGAGAAAGAGGUCAUGGAGGGCGUGUUCAAGCGCUUACAGUUGAAGGAGGUUGACAUAAACCCGGAUGGACACUGUCUGUUCUCUGCCAUCGCAUGCCAAUUGGACGAGCAAGGCAUCGGUCUGAAACCUGACCCGAAGAGGAUGAUCCUUCAGCCUCCAACUCAGUCUCGCAUCGAUACCGUGGCUUCGCCUAAACAUGACGGCUAUCGGGCAGUUAGAGCUGUGGCGGCAGAUUUCAUCAGCGAUCACCAGGACGACUUUGCACCAUUCAUGGAGGAGCCUUUGGACCAAUAUACCAGGAAAGUCAAACUGACAGCCGAAUGGGGCGGACAACUGGAAUUGCAAGCGAUUGCCAGGGCAUAUGGCGUCGAGAUCAAUGUCAUCCAAGGCGAUGGGAGAAUCGAAAAGAUUGAACCGGGUGAUGUCGAAGAGCCAGGCGACGAAGAGGGAAGCAAGCGGGUCAUCUGGUUGGCUUACUACAGACACACAUACGGACUCGGGGAGCAUUACAACGCACUCUCCAAACAUACAUAGAGAAGCGUAUAAAACAAACAAAAAAG
This is a messenger RNA of Aspergillus piperis CBS 112811, 1456 nucleotides long. RefSeq names its product deubiquitinase OTU2. Gene Ontology annotation, biological process: protein deubiquitination. Lineage: Eukaryota; Fungi; Ascomycota; Eurotiomycetes; Eurotiales; Aspergillaceae. The coding region runs from base 426 to 1430 and encodes 334 amino acids. The record is from RefSeq and is a predicted model, not a curated record. The transcript has a single exon. Gene Ontology annotation, molecular function: cysteine-type deubiquitinase activity.